Molecule: messenger RNA, 1909 nt
Organism: Salmo salar (Atlantic salmon)
Lineage: Eukaryota; Metazoa; Chordata; Actinopteri; Salmoniformes; Salmonidae
Source: RefSeq, a predicted model, not a curated record
AUGGGCUUCCCAUUGAUGAUUAGACAUGGAGGUCCACUUAUGGACUCAUCUCAGCUCCAAAGCAUAUUGUUACAGCAGUGUUCCAGUGAGGAGGAGGGGAGACCGUUCCUGCAACGGGUGUCUCUGUGCCCCCAGUUGAGCCAGCACAGACCCUCUGUUCUACGCCAGGGUGUCCAGGCUGCCCACGUACGACCGCAGGCACCAUGCACUCUAACAGAGGCCGGUUCAGCUCAGCCCAUCUCACUGUGCAAGGUGGAGGUGGACACAGGGAGCCGUGGACAGACCUCUCCCCCACACUCUGAGCACUCUCCUGGGCCAACUCGUCACCCCUCUCCCCUGAGGACAGCCAGUCCUAAGCAGAGCUCCAUUAUCACCAGGCAACAUGAGGCAGGUCACCCAACCUUAGAGGGGUCCAGUGCUCUGUUUCUCAACGGACUCUGCUGCUGGCCUGGCUGCGAUGCAGUAUUUGAAGAAUUUCCCAGUUUUUUGAAACACCUCCACUCUGACCAUGGCCAUGGAGACAGAAGCAUUGCACAGUGGAGGGUACAACAAGACAUGGUGCAAUACAUGGAGACCCAGCUGACUGUGGAAAAACAGAAACUCUUCGCAAUGCAACUACAUCUGCACCUAUCGGGACACAAAUCAACUGCCUUGAAGGCAGCUUCAGACUGGCCCUACAGGCACAGCCUGUCACUAGGCCUGCCCCAGAACCCAGCCCCGGCCCGGAUGCCAGAUGGAGUGUCACGCUGCACCACUAAAGAGCCAGAGGAGCUGGUUCAACACAAGUAUUGGCCCUCUGCUGCUCCCCACCACCUACGGCCAGAUCUUAUCCCGAGCAUUGAGUGUUACAAAUACAACAACAUUAGACCACUGUACACCUACGCCUGCAUGAUAAGAUGGUCUAUACUGGAGUCUCCAGACAAGCAGCGCUCUCUGAAUGACAUCUACAACUGGUUCACCACCAUGUUCUUCUACUUCCGACACAACACGGCCACAUGGAAGAACGCUGUCCGUCAUAAUCUUAGCCUCCACAAGUGUUUUGUGCGAGUGGAGGGAGGCAAGGGGGCCGUCUGGACAGUGGAUGAAAUGGAAUAUCAAAGGAGAAAGGGACAAAAAUACCACAGGGAUCAUCAUGUGAAAUGGCUGGCACCCUACUCCUUAUUUCGUCCAGAGGAACCUUGAACAUAGCCACCCCUUCAGUGAAUGAAAAACUACUGGAAAAGGAAGUCACUAGGACCUAUAACUGAAUCAGGUAUUUUUUAACAGGGCUGGAGAAAAAGCCCUCCAGGAGGGUUGACCAGUCCUGGUCUACAGUAUCUACAGAACCUAUCAUCACUUUCUUUGUUCAGCAGCAGAUGGUGCUACAACAUAGCACAGCCCAGGACUCUUUUGCCUCUAGACUCUCUUAUCAUGAAGAUGUGUGUACAGCUGGAAUGGCUUUACGUUUUGCAGCAUUUGAAAGAACAAUAUAUACUUAGCAAUCAUUUGUCAAUCAAAACUUAGUGAAAAGGUAAACAAUUGUUUUGUUGUGUUGGCUACAUACAGUAUACUCUAUCCCACUGGGCUAAUCAUUGUAAACUGUUGUUUUGAGGGUGGAAUUUCAACCAUAGGAUUAUGUCAACAUUUUAAUACAUUUUCAACAUAGACAAACCUCGUAUGAAAUAUAAUGAAUUUGUACCGUUGAAAUAAUGUCAGAUCAUCAAUCAAUAAGUCAGCCAACAAACUUCUGGCUGAUUUAUUGAGUAGGUGAAUAAAGGUUGAAAUCUCAUUGAUCAACGUUUCUACCAAAUAUUACCAAAUGUCCACGUUGAAAUGAAAUGGUGUGCCCAGUGGGGUGUUACAGCAAGCAAGUACAAUUUUACAUUGUGUACAACAAAAAAAACUUUGCAAUUAAAUGUAUCUUUGAUUA